Messenger RNA from Notothenia coriiceps (black rockcod), 904 nucleotides. RefSeq names its product tektin 2 (testicular) (gene tekt2). The transcript has 7 exons. NCBI's taxonomy places the organism in Eukaryota, Metazoa, Chordata, Actinopteri, Perciformes, Nototheniidae. Gene Ontology annotation, cellular component: nucleus; microtubule cytoskeleton. Bases 144 to 896 code for a protein of 250 amino acids. Gene Ontology annotation, biological process: cilium movement involved in cell motility; cilium assembly. The record is from RefSeq and is a predicted model, not a curated record.
ACUAACGUUGACUCAGCAUUUAAAUUAUUAAAGCUUUUACUCGAGCGUUGUAUCGGCUCGUUGCCUGGAGACGUUGCUACAGAAACUUCGUCCUGAAGCAUCAGCACGCGCCGACUCGGAACAUUCUAGAAUAUCGCAGUAGGAUGUCUACACUCCUUGCAAAGCCCAGCCUGCGCCACAGUGUGUCAGAGUGGAACAGCAACAACCAGCAACUGUCUGCCACAGCGGAGCAUGAGCGGUAUGUUUCCAAUGUGAUCCGGCAGGAAGGGAGGUCACUACGCAACGAAACCAACUGUAAGACAACCUGUGAUGACACCGAUACCUCUCGCAGGCUGAGUGACAGGGCGUGGAAUGUUGCCCGGUGGAAGGAAACACUGGAAACCUGCGCACAGAAAGUGGAUGAAGAGAUGGAUGCUCUGACCCUGUGUAAGGAGCAGACGGAGCAGGCGCUGGCUGCGACCUCCGUCCCCCUGGAGGUCAGCAGUGAGUGCCUGACGCUGAGGGACAGCCGGCGAGGGUUCGAGCUCGCCCAUGACCCAGUGGACGUACAGCUGAAAAAGGAAGUGGAGCUGAUUGAAAGAGUGCAGCAAGUUCUGCAGCAGCACAUAGAAAAGGCCUUCGAGCACCUGUGUGUUUUGCAGGAGAAUCGCCACCAGCUGACUGGUGAUAUCCAGAACAAGAUGGACGCCCUGGACAUUGAUAUGUCCUGCCUGUCACUUACUAUAAAGUCUCCUCAGAUCUCCUUGAAAACCAACCCAAUUCGCAUACCACCAGGUUCCUCCACCCCCCAGGAAUGGCUCCAGUUCAGCCAGUAUAAUGUGGCCUGUGCUCAGGAGGCCAUGCAGGUAUCCCAGCAAAUGAGGGAGGACAUGAGUCUCACCAGAGCCCAGGUGUAGAAUGAGUU